AACUGUUGCGCUUCACCACAUCUUACACGUGUUCCACUCCCUCGUCCCUUUUCGCUUGGGAACUCCAGUCUCGCUUCAGGUUGCGAUGGACCCCAAAUGCUCCUGCGCCGCUGGUGUCUCCUGUGCCUGCCCUGGCUCCUGCAAGUGCAAAGAGUGCAAAUGCACCUCCUGCAAGAAGAGCUGCUGCUCCUGCUGCCCCUUGGGCUGUGCCAAGUGUGCCCAGGGCUGUAUCUGCAAAGGGGCGUCAGAGAAGUGCAGCUGCUGCGCCUGAUGUCGGGACUGCCCUGCUGUCAGAUGAAAACAGAAUGACACGUAAAAUCCAGGAUUCUGUUUUCUACAACCGCGACCCAUUUGCUACAUUCCUUUUGUCUGUGAAAUAUGUGAAUAAUAAUUAAACACAGACUUGAUUCUG
Messenger RNA from Cercocebus atys (sooty mangabey), 412 nucleotides. Its product is annotated as metallothionein-2-like. The transcript has 3 exons. The record is from RefSeq and is a predicted model, not a curated record. Gene Ontology annotation, molecular function: metal ion binding. Bases 86 to 271 code for a protein of 61 amino acids. Lineage: Eukaryota; Metazoa; Chordata; Mammalia; Primates; Cercopithecidae.